Molecule: messenger RNA, 1052 nt
Organism: Cokeromyces recurvatus
Lineage: Eukaryota; Fungi; Mucoromycota; Mucoromycetes; Mucorales; Mucoraceae
Product: Chloroperoxidase
Exons: 2
Coding region: 23-943 (306 amino acids)
Molecular function (GO): peroxidase activity
Source: RefSeq, a predicted model, not a curated record
AUUAUUAUUAUUAUUUAUAAUAAUGCCGAAAUCUGAAAAGAUAAAGUCUCCAAUUUUUAUUUUGCAGCAAAAUAAAAUCAAAGGAGUUAUACUUUCUACCAUUUUAGGUGUAAUUGCCUGUUUCGUUGUCUUCUAUGUCAUUGUUGUUGAGAUUAAAGGCCGUCGAGCAUUGAAAACACCAGAAGAAUGGAAAGAACUACUUGAAAAGCAUCCUUAUAAACGAGAGGAGUCAUACGCCAGAUCCCCUUGUCCUAUGGUAAAUACACUUGCUAAUCAUGGUUUUAUCUCCCGAGAUGGCCGUAAUAUCAAACUUAAUGAUUUCUUUGAUGCCUUGAUGUUAAUGGGAGCUCCACCCAUCGUCACAGACUUCUUUUUGAAAUAUGUUUACUCAACAUAUAAGGAAGUUGACCCUAAUGCAUCAUUUCUAUCGCAGUUUGGUCCUUUGUCUACUCUCGACCUGGAUCGCUUAACAAUUCCAGGUCUCAUUGAGCAUGAUGCUUCACUUACAAGACAUGAUUUAACUCGGAAACCAUAUAAUACCUCAUAUCCAGAUCCAAAAUUUGUAUAUAGGAUAGUUAAAUAUACUGAAUACGCCAAUAAGGACACUACACCCAAAGAUAUCUUUACUCGUAAGGACGAAAACGAUUUAAGAAAAUUAAGAUGGAAAGAAACCUUUAGGGAUAAUAAGUUUAUGCAUUUAAAGUUCUUCACACAGUUUGCAAUGAGUACAGAAUGUUCUUUAUUGAUGGAUAUUAUUGGCCGCGAUGGUCAUAUCACGGUUCCUCAUUUACAAUCAUUUUUAUUACAUGAAAGAUUUCCUGAAGAUUGGUAUCCUCGAGAAACAUCUUAUAGUAUGAAAGAACUUGCAACAAAACCUUUUAUGUGUUGGCAUGGUAUAUUGAAAAGUAAUAUAUCAUUAGAUGUAUUGGAUGAGCUUGAUUAAGUAAUUUUGCAUAUGUAUAUAAUAAACGAUACAUGAAUAUGCUCUAUACUUGAAUAUUCUAUAUCAUAUACAAUAUGUAUACAAUGAAUUCACGCAUUAGGCUUCUUUU